AAGUAUGCAUAUUAGAACUCUAUAAAGCUAGCAACUUUGCUCUGUAGAAAUGUCACAAACCAUUACUCCUUAGCUUCUAACUGUUUUACAGAUUUCGAUCUUAGAUGUUGACAAUGGAACGAAAAGAAAUUAUCCGUCCGGUAAUAGACAACCCUUUCCUCAACAUCGUCGAAUUACCCGGCGACACCGUCAAACGUGACCCCGAACCUCUCAACGCCCCCAACACCGACCUCCAUGGCAGCUCGCCGGUACUCUCCAAGGAUGUCAGCCUCGACCCAAACAAAGGCACCUGGCAACGAUUAUAUAUCCCGAAAGAUGUUAUGAUCAAUAGCUCUUCUUCUUCUUAUUCUUCCCCGAAGAAACUACCUCUGAUUGUGUACUAUCACGGCGGAGGAUAUGUUUUUAACCACGCAAACUCGAGUUUGUACGAUGUUUUUUGCCAGGGUUUGGUGGAGAAGGUGGGGGUUAUGGUAAUUUCACUCGAGUACCGUCUCGCCCCGGAGCACCGCUUGCCGGCGGCGUAUGAAGACGCCGUGGACGGGCUGAGGUGGGUGAGCUCGACCCAAGACGAGUGGGUCCGCAACUUCGCGGAUUUGGACAACUGUUAUCUUUCCGGCACCAGCGCCGGCGGAAACCUUGCUUACUUUGCCGGGAUAAGGGCGGCGGCGGCGGCGGAAGAGCUCAAGCCGCUUAAUAUCAAGGGGAUGAUCUUGCACCAUCCAUAUUUUAGCGGGAAGACGAGGUCGGAAUCCGAGGAGAGGCUCAAAAACGAUUCCAUUUUGCCGCUGUACGCGAUUGAUCAGAUGUAUGGUCUGUGUUUGCCGAAGGGUGCCGGCGGCGAUCAUGAGUUCCGGAACCCGGGCGUCGACGGCGGGUCGAAACAUCUUGAGGAUAUAAAGAGGUUAGGUUGGCGGGUCCUCGUGACGGGUUGCUCCGAUGACCCGUUGGUGGAUGCCGGUAAGCAGUGUGCGAAGUUGCUGGAAGGGAAGGGGAUUCCGACAACGGCGUCGUUUGGGGAAGGAUAUCAUGGGAUGGAGGUUUUCGACCACUCCAUGUCGGGCCCACUUUAUCAUGUAAUCAAGAAUUUCAUUUCUUGAUUUUUGAUUUUUGUUUGGGAUUGGAUAUUUGAAUAUUGUAAUAAGAUGAAUUUUGAUAAGGACUGCUAAACCUCUAGCUACUUAUCCAUGAU
This is a messenger RNA of Ipomoea nil (Japanese morning glory), 1189 nucleotides long. Its product is annotated as probable carboxylesterase 120. The record is from RefSeq and is a predicted model, not a curated record. The transcript has a single exon. NCBI's taxonomy places the organism in Eukaryota, Viridiplantae, Streptophyta, Magnoliopsida, Solanales, Convolvulaceae. The coding region runs from base 105 to 1097 and encodes 330 amino acids. Gene Ontology annotation, molecular function: hydrolase activity.